GCCGCCUACGUGUGUCCGCAGGGUAUGCUGUCCAGGGCAGGCCAGAGGAGCGCCUCUGUAAACUGCGGCUCCGACGGGUGGACGCAGCUGGACCCGACUUUCGCUUGCUUUAAUUCGUGCCUCAGCCACCCCCCUGAAGGGCCGGCGCGGGUUUCCAGCAACUACACGGGCGGGCGCGUUGAAGGGACACGGGUGGAGUACACGUGCCAGGCUGGUUUCUACGAUCCGGGAUCCGCUUCGCCUCCCACUUCGGUCACUUCCAUCUGCGAGGGAGGACGCUGGACACGCGACAAGCUGCCAUACUGCGGAGGUAAGUGGGACCACGCUCUCCGGGCAUGGCUGUAUGUCAAGGGAAUUAUAAAUGAAUGGAUAUAUUCAUAUAUAAUGUAUAUUCUGUUGGUGGGCAUAUAUGAUGUAUCGUGAUUAAACAGUGAAAAAAGAAAAUAUUCUGCAAUAUACGAUCCACCGCUAAAUUAACCAUAAUAGAUUUUGCCAUUGAAACCUUUAGAACAGAACUUUUGCAAAGUCGAGAUCGAGGAUUCAUUCGAGAGGCUGUGUGCCGUUGGCAGGUUGGUCAGGUUCGCUGCCUAGGAGAGGUUUUCGAAUCAUGGCGCGGCAGAGGGCGGGGGAACGCAGAUCAUUUUGAGAAACUUCCUGUCGCAAUUAAAAAUGGUUCCAAAAUCACUAGGCUUUAUGUACUUCUUAUAGAAAAUGCAAUUAAAGUUUUUUUCCCUCACUGUACGAAUUUGAAUAAUCAGCCAUGAUCUGUUUUAAAUGUUUUCAAACUCAUAAUUUGGUAUAAAGAAAGCUUCCCUUUCAAAUUUUAGCGUAGUUUCCCAGUCGCAGUUUAGAUCCUUUAUUGAACAUGAAAAAACAAAUGCUCUACUAGCGCUGCUUGACCGAUUUGCUGAUAGCCGAGUGAUCCGAAAUGAAUGCUAAAUUUCGUUUUGUAUGUACAUACUGUGCAUAGUAUGGCUGAUGCAGUCCACGGUAAUUAUAUGUGUUAGAGUGAGAAUGUAUGUUCCAUUCAUGUAUGAUAAUUGUGUAUGAAUUAUAUAAUAAAUUGUUUGUCAUAAGAUUUUUUAAAUGUCACAACCCUUCAAUAUCUACCUUAAAAUUACAAAGCGUAUACUUUUGUAUAAUUGUACCAAAUACUGUGCAUACGAUUUACUUGAUACUAAACACUUGAAAUAUUCUCCCAAAUUGCAGAGAAAAUUAGAAGGGUGAAUUGAAAAUAGCAUUAGUUCUGAAAGGCAGCUAAUAUACUCUCUCCCUCCACGAUCUUUCU
This is a messenger RNA of Penaeus chinensis, 1288 nucleotides long. RefSeq lists its product as uncharacterized. Bases 25 to 423 code for a protein of 132 amino acids. NCBI's taxonomy places the organism in Eukaryota, Metazoa, Arthropoda, Malacostraca, Decapoda, Penaeidae. The record is from RefSeq and is a predicted model, not a curated record. The transcript is spliced from 2 exons.